CAAGCGAGGGAAAACACGAGUUAAGCUUGUUGGUAAAAAGAACAUUCGAAAGUGGCGCGUAAACGAUGCCGGAAAGUUCGUCAGAGGUCGGUGAUCUUCGGUUGGAGUCGGGGGCGCGAGGCAGCGUCGUUUCUUGUACGCACUAACAUGGCGGAUCUCGUGAAAGCAACUAAACUUGGUUGCAUGGUGUGUUUGUGACGUCACGGCAAGGAGUCGUGUAGCGCGGUUAUGCGUUCCUGAAUACCUCCGCCAUUGAAAUCAAAUUUUCGAAUCGUACGAUAGGGCUAUUUUGCCUAUUUUUUGUAUGGUGCAUAACGAGCGGCAUGGGAAGAACCGCGUUGAAUAUGUGACGUAGGCGAGGCCCGAAAUGUAAAAAGAACCUGUAUUAGGAGGAAGAGUGUUGUCUGGUGGUGGCGCGUGUCUUCACUUCAGUGUGAACAAAAAUUUAACACAAAGCCCUCGGCGUAUCAUAAACACACAUAAUUCUUUCAUAUUUUUGUUAAACCAACUGCAAUAACGACGACGAAGACAAAAACGAAAACGAAGACGACGACGACAACGACGACGACGACGACAACGGAGAUAGUCCGGUAGUAGUGAUAAUAGUGGCGGUGGCAGGGGUGUGCGCGCGCGAGUUCGUGUGACUUUGCGCGUAAGAAGAAGAUAUAUACGAGUUAAGAGAGAGUAUCUGUCGUGUCGUACUAUGCUGUGUUACUGUGUUUCGUCUCGUGUGUUCUCUUAGCGUGUUCGUAUAACCGCUAACACUAUAGUCAAUCCUUUAUCAAGCUUUGUACAUGCGAUACGAUAAAAACGUGCCAUCUUUCUCAGUCAGUUAUUUCUCUUAUUGGCCGUUACUUAAAAAGUUCUUAAACGCGCGUUGCAUCUCGCCGCGCGUGUGUGUAUGCGAGAUGGCCGGCAAUGGUGACAUUCAGUGGUGUUUCUCACAAGUGAAAGGGACUUUGGAAGACGACGUUACCGAAGCUGAUAUAAUAUCAUGUGUUGAGUUUAAUCAUGAUGGUGACCUUCUCGCAACUGGGGACAAGGGUGGACGAGUUGUUAUUUUUCAAAGGGAUCCUAUUAGUAAAAAUAGUAUACCACGGAGAGGUGAAUAUAAUGUAUACAGCACUUUCCAAAGCCACGAGCCCGAAUUUGAUUACCUGAAAUCAUUAGAAAUAGAAGAAAAAAUAAAUAAAAUUAGGUGGUUAAAAAGAAAAAAUCCCGCACAUUUUUUACUUUCCACAAAUGAUAAGACAAUAAAAUUGUGGAAAGUUAGUGAAAGGGAUAAAAGAGUGGAAGGAUAUAAUACGAAAGAAGAAAAUGGUGCGAUUCGGGACCCUGCUUGUAUAACUGCCUUGAGGGUGCCAACUAUAAAACCAAUGGAAUUAAUGGUAGAGGCAUCUCCGAGGAGAAUAUUUGCCAAUGCGCACACUUACCAUAUAAACAGUAUAAGUGUCAACAGUGAUCAAGAAACGUACCUCAGUGCGGAUGAUCUUAGAAUUAAUUUAUGGCAUCUUGAAAUUACCGAUCAAAGUUUUAAUAUUGUAGACAUAAAGCCUACUAACAUGGAAGAGUUGACAGAAGUCAUAACAGCUGCAGAAUUUCAUCCUGUAGAGUGUAAUGUCUUGGUCUAUAGUAGUAGCAAAGGUACUAUCAGACUUUGCGAUAUGAGAUCUGCUGCUCUUUGUGAUCAUCAUAGUAAACUUUUUGAAGAACCAGAAGAUCCGACCAAUAAGAGUUUUUUCUCAGAAAUAAUCUCAAGUAUAAGUGAUGUUAAGCUGAGUAACUCUGGAAGAUACAUGAUUAGUAGGGACUACCUCAGCGUUAAAGUCUGGGAUCUUCAAAUGGAAACAAAACCCAUUGAAUGCUAUCCUGUACAUGAAUAUUUAAGAUCAAAAUUAUGUUCUCUUUAUGAAAAUGAUUGCAUCUUCGACAAAUUUGAGUGCUGUUGGAGUGGUAAUGAUUGUGCCAUUAUGACAGGCUCAUAUAAUAAUUUCUUUAGAGUAUUUGAUCGUAAUACCAAACGUGAUUUAACUUUGGAAGCAGCACGUGACAUUGCCAAACCAAAAACUCUUCUAAAGCCUCGUAAGGUUUGCACUGGUGGAAAACGUAAAAAGGAUGAGAUUAGUGUUGAUUGUUUGGAUUUCAACAAAAAAAUAUUACAUACUGCAUGGCAUCCAUCUGAAAAUGUGGUAGCAGUUGCUGCCACCAAUAAUCUUUUCUUAUUCCAAGAUAAACUCUAGCACAUCUGCAUGCAAAAUUUAUUGUAUUACAGAUAAUACAACGGUAUAUAUUGACGUGAACGAGGCACGUUAAACUAAAUGGACACAGUGAAACAAUAGGUGUCGGAAUUACAUUGACGAAAGUCGACUAUUUGCAUGUCAAUAGUCGAUUGACCGAAAAGUGGUGUACAUAGCGCCGUCCACACAGCUCACGCGUUCAUAUAAGUUAUAUAUACACCUACAUGCAGAAAUUUGCACCGAUACCUUGCCAUGCGCAUACAUGUACAUAGAUGCAUGUAAGUUAAAACACAUGCAUAAGACUUCUCAAAACUCUUAAGUUGACUAGUUCAAAUAAGUUUGCACACGGAGUCACUCUCAACUGAUAAAAUGAAUCGUCAAGUCAAUUAUUUAAUAAUUGUGCCGACGAUAUUAUUAUCAAGUUUUCUUACACCAAACGUGCAGCUGAAUUUCUAGCUUGUUCUACUACAGUAAUUGCGCUACUACACUAUGUAGAGACGGUCAGUGAAAAUAUCUAAUUCGCCCAUACAUUAUAUAAAAAGUGUUUUAAUAUAACACACCUUAUGAUCAGUUAUACAAAUAAUACUACAAUUACAGACAGUGGAUAUAUAACCGAUGUUUCGGCAUGAGCUGAAUAUAUUGCACAGGCAAUUAUUUGCUUUAUUUAUCCACUAGAUUAUUAAAUUGAGUUUUUAAAAAAUAAAAAAAAUAAAUCGCUAUCACGUGUGCCAAUGAGAUUUUAUCGUUUACUUUCAUAUUCGUGAGUAUUUUAUGAAGAUCAUUAUAUACUUAAUAAUAGUAAUAAUUACAAAACAUGAUAGCACAGUAUACAGGAUCAUGUUUCUUUACUACUUUUUUUUUCUUUAUUUCCUGGAGAAAUUUGCUACUAAAUCUUCGUACUAAACUAUUUCGAAUAUUUAUUAGUAAACUCUGCUUAAUGCGAAUCUAGCUGAAUGAAUAACAUCAGUUACCAAAUACCAGAACAAAAAAUCUUAUACAUAUGUAGGCCUACACACACAUUAUCUUGUUUUUAUUUUCAUAAUAAAGCUAUUGUUACGUAUAUUUCCUAUAUUGCAUUAGCUAAUAUGGAUCAAGGAAUAUAUGGCACAAAUUUCUGCUUCAAAGGAUUCGGGUAAACAAAUAAAAUCUUAAAACGGUAAAAAUGUUAUUAUAAACGAUGGGAAAAGUAAGAAACAGUGUUACGGUACAGCAAUAACAAAAAGAACAUUCAUUUAUAUAAAAUUAUUUGUGUAAAAGAUAAAAAUAGGAACUGAAAAAUAACUAUAUAAAAGAAAAUGUGGAUUUUCUCUAAAUAUUACUCUUAUUAAUUAUUUAUUGAAAUUCGUAUGAAUAUAAACAGUGAAUACAGUACAGUUGUUGAUGGUAAGCUGGGCUUGCAGACUUUACAUAAAAUAUGUAAUAAUAACUUAAUUAAUAACUUAACACGAGAAUAACGUAAAAUUUCGAAUAAGUGUAUCAACGGGUUUAACUCAGUUUGAGUACGGCCAAAGAGCCAAGCUCUCCGUAUCUAUGUUGUAUUUAGUAUUUAUACCAUCUCUUAAAUAUUGUGUAGUAGAACUAUGAAACCUAAAAGAAACAGAAUAUAAUAAGUUUUAUCUUAGGCAGAUUCAAUUGAUGAUUGCACUAAUUUUGAAAUACAAAGCAGGCUUCUUUUAAACAACACCACCAUAUAUAUUUUUUUACGUAAUUAGUAUAUCUCACCAUAUACAUACUUAUGCAGUCUGGAUUUUGCUAUGCAUAUACAUUGAGGUGCUCCAAAUGUUCUUAAGGCUGUCAAUUGUGUUUUUAUUAAUUCUAGCUUCAUUUUUUAUAGCGUUUUCAAUUAAUGAUAACUUAAAAAACCAACAUUUUAUGUAAUUUUUCUUAAAUCAACAAUAAUCUCCUCAUCUUUUAAAUUUGUUUUUAUUAAAAUGUAUAUUAUUUUACCGUCAAUUUUCUUAUCCGCUUUUUACUUAAAUGAUGGUUCAUAAGUGCCUUGAAGCGCAUUAAGAGUGCUCGAUUAUUAAAACAGAAAUUCUAAAGUACUAAAUUCUUACAGGUGUUUUUAAUACGGAUUAUAAUAUAAACAAUUUCAUAAACACACAUGCUACUUCAGGAUGCAAAGAUUUUGGUAAUGAAACAGAGAGAAUAAAAAGCACUCAAAAAUGUAUAAAGCACCAGACUAAUGUAUAUUCACGAUUAAUGAUUUUCCAUAUCAAGAUAAAAAGGAAACGUUAGAAAUUUCCCUUUCUUAGGAAAUUAUUUCCUUUGAUAGAGAAUAAAUAUUUUCCACUUUGACACUAAUGAUUCUUUAACGUUACACGUGAAAAAAUAAAAUGAAGUAAUUUGAAAGAAAGAGAGAGAGAGAGAGAGAGAAAAGAGGUGAAGAAAGUUGUUAAAUAUUCUGUUAAUUAUAAACAGUGAUAAUAGAUUGACAUUAUUUAUUUAAAAAUGACACACAUUUAAAUUUGUUUUAACUAGCAUACUCUUUUAAAAUUAUGGGUCUGAUAAUUAGGAUAAACAUAUUAGUUUUGAGUAAUGAAUUAACUAAUGCAUUAUUAUGCUUCCUGUAAUGCAGUUUAAAAUUAUGAUGCUCGAACUUUUCUCCAUAGUCUUCAUUAACUUAUUAACAAAUUUGGAAAAAAAUAAGCUUUGUAGAAGAAAGGAAAAAUAUACUUCUAUGAUAAAAGAUGAUCUCUUUCUUCAACAAAAAAAAAGAAAAAAAAACAUAUUUAAUAUAUCACGUUACAUGUGAUAUACAUACAUCAGAAUAAUAAAAUAGUUCCUUAAAAAAAAGUUAGAUCAGUUUUAAUAAUAUUGACUGCACUGCACGGAUCAUGAUAAUUGCAAUGUCAUCAUAUAAAGGAUGCGUAUAUAGACUCUUUGAGACUUUGCUCUCAAUGUAUAGAAAAUUUGUAUUAUUUAUAAAUUGUCAGUUUAAAUAACGAAGAAGAUCUAUGAAAUCUAUGUUUGUGUAACAUGUAAUUGCAAAAUUAUCUUGCGUAACAGCAGACCUACUACUACAUUUAGGGAAGUUGUUCCUUGAUGUUAGAUAUCCAUGAAAAGAGAGACAAACAAAAGAUCAAAAAACGAAGAUGUUAAAAAAGAAAGAAAGAAAGAAAAAAGAAAAAAAAAAUAAUAAGGAGAUAAAGGUAUCGAGAUCGAUUUCUUCAUCGAUCUCUAAACCUUUUCAACUUCUUUAUAAAGUAUAUUAUAAGUACAUAUAUAUAUUAAGGAAAUUCAUAUUUCGUCUUAUGUUACAGUCAUCAAGAAAUCGUAACAUUACUUUUUAGUACGUAAAAUCAUCGUCAUUUUCCUUCGUCCCCAACCAUAUCCUAAUACCUCAAUCCCCUAUAAUAAUGUUACUAUUAUUAUCUUUUCGUUAUUUGUUUCAGUCUUUGUUUUUUGUUAACUGCUAUGCAGGAUUAGUCAUGGUAAUAACGAUGAUCUGAUAUCUUGAUUUAUUAGAUUAUAUAAAUGAUUGGUUGUUAGGAUUAAAAGAAUAAAUCGAAUAAUGCGAUGGUGAAAGAGGGAGAGAGAGAGAGAGAGAGAAAUAAAAAUGAUGCGAAUGCGGUUAAUUCUCUAGGACGUACACGCUCGAUGAUAACGCUAUAAGAAUAAGUACUUGGGGGAAAAAAAAAAGAAAAAAAAAAAAAAAGAAAUAGACAAAAAAUGCUUCGAAAAAAAGAAGAAAAAAAAAAAGACCCUUUAAUAAAAACAGCGGGUAACUUAAACUUCGUCUCCGUUGAGAUCGUUCAACGAACGAUGCUAAAAAACAACGAGGUAUAGAUUAAAUUUUAAUAAGGGAAACAAAGAAGAAGUUGAUAUUAAAAGCAAUACGAGUACUACCUGUCUUCUCGAAAGCCCUUAUUUCCCUCGUCUUCAUUUUCAACCUCUCCCACCAUUCCAACCCAUUUCCAUUCCCAAUAAGAGAAGACAGUCGUAAUGAUUCCUAUUAAUUAUGUUUGAUUACUUGAAAUGCCUUGCGACUUUCGCUACAUCAGUACACAUCCGGACUAAAAAUUGAAUUCAGACGAAGAAAGAAAAAGAAAAAAAAGAAAAAAAAAAAAGAUAAAGAUAAAAGGAACAUUGAAUAUUGAGAUUAGAACUUUGGCUCUCGCAGGACCUGUCUCGUGUGAUAAUAAUAAGUGUCAUUGUAUCAAUUAGCUAAAGCUCUAUUUUUAUUAACGAGACCACGUAAAUACGUAUAAUCCAGAAAUUAGGAUUUUUAUAGCUCGCAAUUUAAGUGUAGUGUCUUUACUCUUGUAUUUGCGCGCGCGCGAAGCGCAACACAUGAUAUAUAGAAAGAGAAACAAAACCAAAAAAAAAAAAGGAAAAAAAAAUAAACA
Messenger RNA from Polistes canadensis, 6586 nucleotides. It is a transcript of the gene tws, whose product is annotated as protein phosphatase PP2A 55 kDa regulatory subunit. Gene Ontology annotation, cellular component: protein phosphatase type 2A complex; cytosol. The record is from RefSeq and is a predicted model, not a curated record. The transcript has 9 exons. Gene Ontology annotation, molecular function: protein phosphatase regulator activity; protein binding. Lineage: Eukaryota; Metazoa; Arthropoda; Insecta; Hymenoptera; Vespidae. Bases 795 to 2240 code for a protein of 481 amino acids. Gene Ontology annotation, biological process: peptidyl-serine dephosphorylation.